This is a messenger RNA of Alnus glutinosa, 1514 nucleotides long. Its product is annotated as exonuclease DPD1, chloroplastic/mitochondrial. Gene Ontology annotation, molecular function: nucleic acid binding; 3'-5'-DNA exonuclease activity. Gene Ontology annotation, cellular component: cytoplasm. The transcript has 4 exons. NCBI's taxonomy places the organism in Eukaryota, Viridiplantae, Streptophyta, Magnoliopsida, Fagales, Betulaceae. The coding region runs from base 265 to 1296 and encodes 343 amino acids. The record is from RefSeq and is a predicted model, not a curated record. Gene Ontology annotation, biological process: DNA catabolic process.
AAUAAAAAAGCUCAUUUUUAUUUUUUCUUACUAUAUUUUCUCAGUCACAAAUCAGUUUCUUGUCUCACCGAAAUUCUCAUCUCCAUAUGCCCCCCGAAAGGACCGAAACCAUCGGCCUCUCUCUCUCUCUCUCUCUAUAAAUUCCGCAUUUGAAUCUUGUAUAAAUGCGGUUAUUUGUAUAUGAUCUUUACAGUUACCAGGUUUGUGCUAUGCGGAACUUCACCUUGUGUAGGAAUCUUGCUUAAUUUUAGUUCUUGAAUUCAGAUGAGGACAGUUUCCAUGUACUUUUCCAUUUUGCAAGUUCCUAGAUGCAGAAUCCCCCCCACCCUAGGUAAUUCUUGGAGGGAAAGCUUCCACAGUUUGAGUAGGAGUGAUGGAAACAGCUCUAGCUUUAAGCUGCUUGGUUCCAAAAUCUAUGGGCUUGAUAGAGGUCACAACAAGAAAUGGACUCGAAGACCUGUAACUACAAAUGCAGAAGGAAGAAACAAAACCACCCAGCAUAGCAAACCAAGCAACAUUAUGCAUGGAAUUUUAGAUGGAGUGGUUUCAAAAAGUGCUACAAUCAAUGUAAAUAAAGAAGAGAUAAAUCAAUUCCAAAAAAUUCAAUACUGUGACAUUCAACAAAAGAUUUCCGAGAAUAAAGACCUGGCUGGCCUUGUGACAGUUAUUGUUUUCGAUAUUGAGACUACUGGUUUUGGCAGAGAGAAAGCACGGAUCAUUGAGAUUGGACUUCAAGAUCUUCUGGGGGGUGAAAAUAGCACUUUCCAUACACUAGUUAAUCCUCAAUGCUAUGUUCCAAAUCCACAUAUUCAUGGUAUUACAAGCCAUAUGGUCAAUAGACCUGAUGUUCCCAGUCGGUUAACUGUAAUCUCAUGCAGGAUGGAGGACCUGGUACCAAUCUUACUGCAGUAUGUCAGAAGCCGUGAGAAACCUAACGGAUACACAUUGUUGGUUGCUCACAAUGCUCGCACUUUUGAUGUACCCUUUUUGCUUAAAGAAUUUAGUCGCUGUUCCACAGAGAUUCCUUCAAAUUGGUUGUUUGUGGAUACGCUGCCUUUGGCACGCGAGCUGAUGAAGUCCAAAGGUUCAAAACUUUCUUCAAGAAUUUCAUUGCAAUCCCUUCGUGAGCACUAUCAAAUUCCAUUGGUUGGUUCAGCUCAUAGAGCCAUGUCAGACGUGAUGUCAUUGUCACUGAUACUUCAGAGGCUGACUUUUGACCUGAAGUUGCCACUCUCUGGUCUUGUUGAGAGAUCUUUCAGUGCCUCAGAUUUGAUCAGCUCUAAAAAGAAGAAUUAGAACUAGUUUCCAGCCGGGCUCUUGCUUAGCUACUAACUAUUUACUGUAACCAAUGAUUGAUUGGUCUGUUGAUGUGGGGUUGGGUUACUGUUAGUGACUCCACUUGGGGUUGCAUUCAAGCAAUAAUUGGGAAAGCGGGUUUUGUAAUUCAAAGAAACUGUUUGUUGUAAUUUUAACUCAAUUCAUUUCAAUAGAAUCUGUCAUUAUUUAUUCAGUCA